Molecule: messenger RNA, 1134 nt
Organism: Loa loa (African eye worm)
Lineage: Eukaryota; Metazoa; Nematoda; Chromadorea; Rhabditida; Onchocercidae
Product: UDP-glucuronic acid decarboxylase
Exons: 1
Coding region: 1-1134 (377 amino acids)
Biological process (GO): D-xylose metabolic process
Cellular component (GO): cytoplasm
Molecular function (GO): NAD+ binding; UDP-glucuronate decarboxylase activity
Source: RefSeq, a predicted model, not a curated record
AUGCACUCUCUGCAGAGGGAGUUUACUCUUCUGAAAAAGAAUUGGCAUUCGGUUAAGACGCUACAAAAGUUGAAUGAGGGAAGAUAUAUCAGUGUAAAAUACCAAAACGAAGCAAACCGGAAACGGAUUUUAAUCACUGGUGGUGCAGGUUUUGUUGGCUCUCAUUUAGUAGAUCGUCUGAUGCUUGAGGGACAUGAGGUCAUCGCACUUGAUAAUUACUUCACCGGUCGAAAACGGAAUGUGGAACACUGGAUUGGACAUCCUAACUUUGAGCUUGUCCACCACGAUGUGGUUAAUUCAUAUCUUACCGAAGUAGAUGAAAUAUAUCAUCUUGCCUCUCCCGCAUCGCCAGCUCAUUACAUGUAUAACCCUGUUAAAACCAUCAAAACAAACACCAUUGGUACCAUAAAUAUGCUAGGCUUAGCUAGAAGAUUGAAAGCACGUAUAUUAUUAGCCUCAACAUCUGAAAUUUAUGGUAAUCCGGAGGUGCAUCCACAGCCAGAAAAUUACUGGGGGCAUGUAAAUACAGUAGGACCACGUUCAUGCUACGAUGAAGGAAAACGGGUCGCUGAGGCUUUGAUGGUUGCCUAUCAUGUCCAGGAGAAAGUGGACAUCCGAAUUGCGCGGAUAUUCAAUACCUUCGGACCUCGAAUGCAUAUGAACGAUGGUCGUGUUGUGAGUAAUUUCAUCCUGCAGGCUUUACGUAAUCAUCCGAUGACCAUCUUUGGUGACGGCAAACAAACUCGUUCGUUCCAAUAUGUGGACGAUUUAGUGACAGGAUUAAUCAAAUUGAUGGGAAGUAACUGCACAGAUCCAGUUAAUAUUGGAAAUCCGGAAGAAAGAACAAUUAUUGAAUUUGCAGAAUUGAUCCGCGGUUUAAUAGGCAGUAAUUCGAGUAUUGUUCAUGAACCUGAACAGCAGGAUGAUCCACAACAGCGCAAACCUGAUAUCUCACGAGCUAAUGAAAAACUGAAGUGGAAGCCUAUAAUUUCGAUGCAUGAUGGCUUAAUUAAAACCAUUGACUAUUUUCGGGACGAAUUGGAGUAUGAUCGGAUGAUGCUCGAAGAAGAUUAUAGAAAAGAUGAACAGGAUGGUAAAUCAGAAAUCUUCUUUGCAACUCGAAAGAAUUUGUGA